AUGGUACUGUUAUUCAAGAAGGGAGUAAGGGAUAAACCAGAAAACUGCAAGCAACUAAAUCUCACAUUUGGGCUUGCAAAAAAUCUGCCUCCACGAACUGUUGGUUAUCCGUGGACACUAAUUUACAGUACUGCAAAGCAUGGCAUGAGUCUGAAAACGCUGUACCGUAGUAUGACUGGUAUUGAUACACCGAUGCUGCUUGUUAUUAAAGAUAGCGAUGGCCAGAUAUUUGGUGCCCUAGCAUCUGAACCAUUCAAAGUUAGCGAUUGUUUUUAUGGAACUGGGGAGACCUUCCUUUUCACCUUUUAUCCUGAAUUUAAAAUAUUCAAAUGGACAGGUGAUAAUAUGUUCUUCAUAAAAGGAGACAUGGAUUCCUUGGCCUUCGGUGGUGGAGGAGGAGAAAUUGGAUUGUGGUUGGAUGGGGAUCUGUACCACGGACGUAGCCACUCUUGUAAAACGUUUGACAACUGCAUACUCUCAAAAAGGGAAGACUUCUAUGUACAGGACAUUGAAAUAUGGGCUUUUGAAUGAAAAGACAAGUUUUUCAUAAGCACUGAAGAAAUUCAAUGCCUGUGAUGGAAGGCCCUAAAUCUGACCAAGCAUCGGUAACGAGGUUGAAUUUACGCAAGUGAAAAAGAAUUGUCGUCAGUUGAGCCACCCAACCACUUUUUUGUUACCAGAUUUCUAAAUAAAAUUUCAAUCUGAACCUAAUCCAUUACAAGUAACAAACACCUGUUUUUAAAAGUCAAAACACCAGCCUGUUCACAUUCUAUCAAGUUAUAGUAAACCCAAUCAUGUUGAACUGAACCCUGACAAGCUGCAGCUGCACUAAAAUGAUGGGGUCAGGAAUCACCCUAAUAAAUUCUCAUUGAAAUGGAUCAAUUUCAAUGCCCAUUUACUUUUGAUCUGUUUGAAGAGGGUAUUUGGGUAAGGCUGUCACUGAUGAUGGUGCUGCAGGUUUGGGACUGAUGCUGUCAACAUUUUGGGUCAGCUGACAAAAACAGCUAGGUUGACAUUCAGCCUCUUUAUAGCGCUUGAUGCAGUUGUGUGGCCAAACCCAUGAAAGAAGUAAAAAUGUGUUCAGGAAGAAGCCUCAUGUUGCUUUGACAGAAAUAUGAUAAAUGACAGGAUUUUGCAGGGUAAUUUCAUUCUGCCGGUGUAGUUUUCUGCAAACGUGAAGAAGUAGAAACAGUAUUUAUUGGUCAUAUAUUUAUCCUACUGUUUAGCUUCAUUAGCACACCAAACUCCCAAGCACCAUAGUUGUGCUGUCCAUCAGUGGGCGUAUGUUGUGUGUAUAGCUAAUGCCACCCUAAAACAGAAUAGUUAUAGAUACUGUAGAUGUUAGGAUAAUUCUGUAGACUUGUGGAAUUUACACAUUAUUGUCAAGUAAUGUUGAACAAUCUUGGCAGGCAAUAUAUAACAAUUUCUGCCCUGGUCAUAGCAAAUGAUUAAUGCCAACCAGAGAUUAACAAAGCAGUUUCAGAAUGCAAAUAACCCUAAUCCUAUCGCAGGUUUUCUUUGUAUUUUGUCAAGUCUGAAACCUGAUUGUGUUUUACAAAAUAUUCCUGUGCUGGGUGUGAAAUUGGUUUCCUUCAUCCUGAAAAUCCAGCUGUUCAGAUGCAUUGUAUUAUAUUAUUCUGCGAAUCAAAGUACUGCAUUGUUCCUCGGUUUAGAAAAUGAAAUGGUGAGUUGCUUAUGGUACUUUGAAUUAUGACAUAAAUAAACACAGGUCAGUUAAUUUUAUUGGCUUUAGUUGUUGACUUGUAUAGUUUAUUUCCAAAUUUAAAAUGUUGAACUGAUGGGAGACAGUUGCUGCAGUCAAAAAGGGCAUAUUAAUAUUGUGGACUGUUUAUUUAUGCUGAAUGUGAAAAAUGUAGAGCAUCAGUUCUCUCAUUUCUGCCUAAUGUUCUGGAACUUAGUUAGGAUGUAGCCUGAAUGUUUACAGAUUUUGGAAGUGAAUUGUAAAUAAAUACAGCAGCUUUUAUUUCCUUUGUCUUCCACAGCAGUAUUAUUGUCUUUGCGGAGUUACAGUUGCCGAUCAAAAAUAUUUAAAAUCAUCUUAGAAUUAUCACAACACUGCAAUGUAACAUUGAUGAAUAGUAGAAUAAAUUAUUGGAACCGAA
Molecule: messenger RNA, 2123 nt
Organism: Rhincodon typus (whale shark)
Lineage: Eukaryota; Metazoa; Chordata; Chondrichthyes; Orectolobiformes; Rhincodontidae
Product: oxidation resistance protein 1-like
Exons: 5
Coding region: 1-531 (176 amino acids)
Biological process (GO): response to oxidative stress
Cellular component (GO): nucleus
Source: RefSeq, a predicted model, not a curated record